Molecule: messenger RNA, 1175 nt
Organism: Chelonoidis abingdonii (Abingdon island giant tortoise)
Lineage: Eukaryota; Metazoa; Chordata; Testudines; Testudinidae
Source: RefSeq, a predicted model, not a curated record
AUAAAGCACCUCUGUCAAAGAGUCUUUUAUUAGUCCCAAGUGCCCUGUCGGUUCUAUUGACUCUACUCUUCCAACAUUAUCAGAAGUUCUUCACGUAUAACCUACAAGCUGUAAGAGAGGAUUUUCAGAUUUGGAGACUUGUAUUUGGAAGAACAGUAUGUCUUGAUCUGAAAGAUACAUUCUGCAGUAGCUUGCUCAUUUAUAACUUCAGGAUAUUUGAAAGAAGAUAUGGCAGCCGAAAAUUUUCAUCCUUUUUAUUGGGCUGCUGGAUGCUGUCAGCUUUGUUUGAUCUUCUCUUUGUAGAAGUUGUGCAAUAUGCAUUUGGCAUCACCAUCAGCAGUUUGCCUUCUGGAUUCUUGGGUCCUGUAUUUGCUCUGUUUGUACCAUUUUUUUGCUCCAUUCCAAGGAUGCAAGUGACACAAAUAUUAGGCCAGUUUCCCAUCACAAACAAGACAUUGGUCUAUAUACUGGGUUUACAGCUCGUAACCUCUGGUUCCUACAUCUGGAUUGUAGCCGUAAGUGGACUGAUUUCUGGGAUGUGCUACAGCAGUAGUGUGCUAAAAGUUCAUCAAGUGCUUUGUGUUCCAAGCUGGCUGGCAAAGAUAUUUUCUUGGACUCUUGAACCAAUAUUCUCAUCUGCAGAACCAUACAACGAGAUUCGAGUAGGAAUGGGAGCAACAGUGGACAUCCAGAGACGACAGAGAAUGGAAUUACUGGAUCGUCAAAUCAUGAUGUCUCAGUUUGCACAGAUGAGACGGCAAAGACAACAGCAGGGCAGGGUGAUUAACUGGAAUCAAAUCCUUCCUCCUUUACGUCGUAGACGUAAUGCAAAUUAUCAAGAUAAUGGCCAGUCUGAGCAAGAGGCACCUCCAACUGCUGAAGUUUCUGAGGAACAGGUUGCACGACUUAUGGAAAUGGGAUUUUCCAGGGUAGAUGCUUUGGAAGCUCUGAGAGCUUCAAAUAACGACCUUAAUGUAGCUACCAACUUCCUACUGCAGCACUGAUGAUUGCCUGUGAAGAAAAACUUCAGCAAGAGGAUCAAAGCCACCUCUGGAUAGACUCAUAAAGAGCAAAAGCCAAGGAGAAGAAAUGUCUACUAUACGCGAUGUUUCAAAGUAGUGUUAAUGGAUGGCACUGACUGUUCCUAAAUCCCCAAAUAAAGUGAUGGUUAAUGU